CGCCCCAAAUCUCCAAACGCUUGGCGCUCGCUUCGCCUUCGUGCGCCUAUUCCCCUCCCCAUCGCCGCCGGCGAUCGCCGGGAUCCUCCGCUGAGCGUAGGAGAUCUCUCUACGCCACCUUGCCGCUUCUCCUGCGCUUUCCUUCGCCUCUGGCUCACUUUUUUCGCGCUCUUCUAGUCGCGGAAUUUGGCAUGUGACAAGUGUGAUUGCGCAGGGGAAGGAGGCGCCCGCCUGCGAACAGUCCUGCCGGCGGAGACGCCUGUGGCGCCAGAGGGCCGCCGAUUGACACCGAGAUAUCCUCAACGCCCCCUGAUUUUUCCGGCAUUUUUUGAGGGCUCGGCGUCCUCCAGGAAUUCGGCUAUUGCAGGAGAGGACGUAAUGGUGGGGAGAUCAAACUUGCAUUCGGGGCACACAUUUUAGGAUUUCAUUAAAUGUGCCGCAAUGUGAAAAGCUGGAUGGGGAAGGUCAAUGUAACAUCAGUUCAAUUCUAGUUUUUUUUUUUUUACAGUUUUGGUUUAACUCUCAGGAGUGUGAAAAGAUUGAGGCCCCGCAUGCAAAUGGAACUUAUGCAAAACUGGCUGAUAAGUUGGCCAGGUGACAGGGUGUUGAGUUAACAGUACUAUAUUCACAAUGUUCAUGGAGAUACUUAGAGAGCUUGGAGUUUGAAUUGUCAGCGUAGGUUGCUAUUACAAAAUGGUCUGCAUGGCUGGACAUUUUAAAAUGGCUUCUGUGCUGAAGCUAAUGAUGGAAAAUCAUGCCACACCUGAUGAGGUGAUUAAUGAGAAGAGUGCUUCACAUAUCCUACACAAGCAACUUCUUAGCGCACACGAACCAAAUUUGCUUGAUGAAGAUGAUAUGCAUAUAUUCGGAUCAAAACCUAUGGCUGAUCCAUUGGACCUGGUCCGCUGUGAUACAUGCCAGAAGCCUGUUAAGGCCAGCCAUUAUGCACCUCAUGCAGAGCGAUGUAGCUCAGGGAAGGUGAACCCAAACGAUUCGAUGGGUGUAGAAGACGAUGUUCAUCCUAUGAAGCCUCCAAAGAAGGGCAGGAAAAUAAAGCUGACAAGCAAUGGAAAUCAAAAGGUACAUAUAAAAGUGAAAUUAAAGUCUCAGCCUGAAAAUAAGAACAUAGUCAAUGACUUUGAGUUGACCAAUGGAAAUGAGAGCAAACAUUUAAAUUCUAUUGCUGAUCAAAGGUUCAAAACACCUGCCAUCAAUGCUCCUGAAAGUCGUUUUAGAGAUGUGCCAGCUCCUCUUGCUACAAAAAUGUAUCAUUCACGGGGAAACUACCAGCUUCGAUUGGAGCUUGCUCAGCUUUACCGUGAAUCAUGCGCGGAGCAGUCACACAGCUAUGCAAGUAAUACAACUCCAAACUCGUCACAGAAUAAUGGGUUGGUACCAUGUGAUAAUUCAACAUUACAUGGUUCUGAUGAUUCGGUAUUACAUGGUUCUGAUAAUUCAGUAUUACAUGCUUCUCGGAACAGCAGCAUUCCUCAAAAAAAGCUUCUAGAUCAGCUGCCUGCAAGCACAUCAGGGUUGUGCUCAGGAAUCUCUCCACAAUUAUCAUCAAGCGGGCCAAGUCGUCUGCAGGCAACAAAAGCUCAGAGAGCAGACACUCCAGUAUCUGCAGUUAGAAAUGAAUUGGGAAGAAGCAGGUGCAACAAAGCGGCAGUUCCUUCAAAAACCACAGGCAAAAAGAAGACGCAGAAGCAAUCUAACGCUCUACCUGCAAGCUAAGCCUCAGUAGAGUAGCCCAUUGAUUGGUUGUUCGUUGGUAUAGCCGCUUCAUUGGUGAAAGUAAUAGAGUAUCUCAUUUUGUUCAUUUAAUGUAAAAUUUGUUCUAGUCGGAAUGACUUUGGGACCGGACGAUCUGAAUAUAAGGUCAUUUUGGCUCGUUGACUCUUGGUAGAAGCUAACCACAACUCGUUCCGGCCCUGGUGAUGUAACUAAGUGUGGAUAAAGUAUCCGUGAAGUCCUUAUGUUUAUGUGCCCCCCUUGUUAUAAAUGACAUGAUGAAUGUUCUCCAAACCAGCAGUAGCAUAGGUUUUAUUUAUUUAUUAGAAUAUCAUUGGUUGCUUUCAUGUUUUUUGAAGGUAAAGCCUCAUGGCACUUUUAUUUAA
Aegilops tauschii subsp. strangulata is the source of this 2117-nucleotide messenger RNA. RefSeq lists its product as uncharacterized. Lineage: Eukaryota; Viridiplantae; Streptophyta; Magnoliopsida; Poales; Poaceae. The record is from RefSeq and is a predicted model, not a curated record. Gene Ontology annotation, cellular component: SAGA complex.